Musa acuminata subsp. malaccensis (wild Malaysian banana) is the source of this 1231-nucleotide messenger RNA. The record is from RefSeq and is a predicted model, not a curated record. NCBI's taxonomy places the organism in Eukaryota, Viridiplantae, Streptophyta, Magnoliopsida, Zingiberales, Musaceae.
CUUUGCCCGUCCACGCACUGCCCACCGAGCAACGCAGACCACCCGUGACAGGCGUCCCCCUCUUUGAUAUCCCUCAUAAAAGGCCGAAAAGGACCUUCACAUGUCUUUGUCACAUGUCUUUAUCGUUUCCUCCCGGCAUCCGCGAGCAGAGUCUCCUAAAAGGCCACCAUCAAAUCUCCGGCGUUCCCUCCUACCUCUCUCACCAUGAAUUCUACCGCUUUCGUCCUUGUGUUAGCGCUCCUUCUCGCCACAUCCCUAUGCCUGGAAGCUGAUCCGAGUCCCAUCUCUAAUGUCACCGUAAUGGGCACCGUCUUCUGCGACGCCUGCGCCAACAAUGUCUUCUCCGAGCACAGCUACUUCUUAGCAGGUGUCCGAGUAAGAGUGCAGUGCAUGUUGAGAGUGACGAAUUCCACGUCCAGGGAGGAGAUGUCGAUCACGGUGGACAGAACGACGGACAAGUUCGGGGUGUACAAGCUCGACAUCCCGCCGGUGGAGGGGUUCGAGUGCAGGGAGGGUGUGGUGAUGGACUCCUGCUGUCGAGCGAGCCUGCUCGGGAGUCCGUCUUCUCUGUGCGAUGUCCCCGGCUUGAAUAGCUCCACCGGGCACGUGGCGGUCAGAGGUGGGGAAGGCAAGCGCUGCCUCUACAAUCUGAACGCGCUCAACUACAGGCCAUCGAAGAAGGACGCCAACCUGUGCGGCACCGGUAGCGGGCACUACUUACCUGCCUCUGUGAACUCCUCUUUGUUCCUCUGGCCGCCUUCGCCUCCGUCUGGGUUCCCCUGGCCGUCGCCUAUGCCUUACCCGUUUCCACCCCUGCCAUUCCAAACUCCGCCACCGCCAUCUCUCCCUUGGCCGUUCCCUCCUCUGUUUCCGACCCCACGAACACCAACUUUUCCUUUGCCCUUCCCCCCAGCACCGAACCGACCGCCAUCGCUGCCUCCAAUACCACCUAUUUUUCCUUCACCAACGCCGACGUCUCCAUUCCCUUUUCGAUUCCCACCCUUCCCUCCCUUUACUCCAAUGCCACCUCUGUUUAUGCCACCUUCUCUUCCUCCACCUGGAUCUUUUCCUUUCCCAUUUCCUCCAUUCCCUCCUACUACCACAACCUCUGGAGCGCCUUCCUCAUCUUCUCCCUAAGAGAUCCAAGAACAUGGUCCUCCUCCGGACAGCCAUGAGACCGACAUCCAUAUAUAAUUCACCUUUAUUGGCAUAAAAGCUAUUAAACCCCACU